AUGGAAACGAGGACGCUAUCAUUGGAAUCGUCAUCUAAACCAGUUCUUCAUCAGAAAAUCGGAUCUAUAUCAGAAUCCUGCCGACGUACAUCAACUGGUGGUUCAAGACAGCGUGUCUACUCCAACAUGGCCUUACUUGAAGAAAUCGACGAAGCUGACAACACUGGACCAUGGUACUUCGAUAGUGGAUGCUCCAGACACAUGACAGGAGUCAAAGAAAAUCUUCAGGAAGUGAAGAAGCUAAAAGGAGGGAAGGUCACUUUUGGAUGUGGAACCAAAGGGAAUGAUUCAAGGCAAGGGACGCACCUCUGA
Microthlaspi erraticum is the source of this 312-nucleotide messenger RNA. The record is from the annotation of a GenBank genome assembly. NCBI's taxonomy places the organism in Eukaryota, Viridiplantae, Streptophyta, Magnoliopsida, Brassicales, Brassicaceae.